GACCCCAGCGCGCUCGUGCGAACAUGGCGACCGACCUGCCGGCCGGUGUGGACCAGGCAGCAGCCUUGAGUCAUCUGGAUAAGAAUGUGAGCUCCGACUUGGUGCAUAUCUUUCAAGAAUGUGGUGUGCCGUUGGGGCUGCAGUACCGGCUCACAUUGAAUUUCCAAUCUGUCAAGCGGUUUUCUACAUAUGCUGAUUCCCGGGCGGAUGUGCGGACUGCUCUGAAGGAUGAUCAUGGUUUAGAGGCGGCGGACCAGGCGACCCGGGCAGCUGUGGCCUCCGUGGUCUCCGCUUGGGAGACUGCGAAAGAAUAUGCAAGCAAGGAGUCUGAAUUGCGGGCUGAGGCUCGCAUGCUGGGCGUCAGCCGACCAGUAUCGCAAACAGAGAAGCAAGCGAUGCGUGCAGCGUAUGAGGCUGCGCACGGCAGCCUCGAAGAAGCAUUCGAGCCCUCUGAUGAUUAUAUAUCGGCGAAGUUAGAAGAGAUUGAGAAUGGGGAGAUUUCUGCAAGUGCUUUGUCAGAGGUUACUUCGAAGAAGCGUGUGAGGACAAUGGGGAUACAGACUACUGUUGACACUGGGGGCCACGUGCGGAUAGUGAAGCAGAGAAACAAGGGUGUGAUGCCACAGCACACCGAGGAGCUGCGCACAGUACUGCGAGUGGAGGGCAAUGCUUGGACCAUGCUUGCUUCUAAGUUCAAGAACAAGGUUUUCUUUGCAGACAUGUCUCCAGACGCAUGGUUGGCAUACGCGAAUUACCUUUUGGGCGAGAAAGUAUAUCUAAUGCAAGUCCCAGCAGGUGGCAAGGGGGGCAAGAUGGAUCAGGCCCCGCUUCGGCCGCCAUGGGUGGUGGUUCUCAAUUAUGAAUAUGAACUUCGGAAGGAAGCCAUAAAGAGGGCAUAUCGAGACUCGCGGCCGCUCCGCGAUACCCUGCGGGAAGUCACUGAAGAUGCUCAGAUCAAAGAACAAUAUUUUACAUCGCCCAUCGCCCUACAGAACCGGGGCAAGCGUGCUAGCGAUUCUUGGGAACCUUGGGAUGAUGGCAACUACAACAAGUGGAAUCGGAACUCAUGGAAAGGCGGCUGGCAGCACAGAGGCGACAAUGACAAAGGAAGGAAAGGAAGGAAAGGAAAGGAGGAUGGAAAGAAAGGGAAGGAUGGAAAGGAUGGAAAGGAUGGAAAGGGAGGAAAGGGGCAGAGCGUCACCUCUUCGAGGACUCCUGAUGGCCGUUUCAUCUGCUUUGCCUACUCUGGACCUGGGUGUGAUGGCAACUGUGGGAUGGUUCAUUGCUGUCAGGUGAAGGGAAACUUUGACAUCGUGCAUGAGUGUUUAAAGGAAUGCGCAACGCGUGCGGGGAUCCAGCUCAAGGUUGAUCACCUGUGCGAGGACGGCAAACUUGGCAGCUGGACCGAUCCCGUGGCUUGGGCUGCGAUCUUCGAUAAGGUAGGGCGUCAGGGUUCGGACUGGGCCACCAGUUCAGCCCUGCCUUCGGCUUUCGCCGAGGAGAUAGCGAACAUGCUGCUUUGCUCAACUUGUGAUCAUCGCUCAACUGAUGGAUCAUUCCAAGGUGCCGAAGCUUUUGCUGAUUUUCUUUUGACAAAACAUGACACGAUCAGUUUGCAUGAUGCCGAAGCUUUGUUUAAGUUGCUGCCGCUGGAAGCGGCGCAUCCUGCUGUGCAAAUGCCUAGCGAUGCAGGUGACCAAGCAUUCUUCGGGGGGGCUUUCCGCAAAGGCCCCUUUAAAGGACUACGGAGAAGCUGCACUGCCUUCCCAAAGUCUCUGCAAUGCUUCACCCGACUUCUGCGGGCGCACUUUCCGGGAGAUGUGUUCAGUUCCAUUGGUGUUUUCUUGAAUGUGCAGGCUGAGAUGCAUAAAGAUUCCCGAAAUGGUCCGUUCCCCAACUUGCUGCUGGCGCUCUCAAGCUUUACUGAUGGACAGGUCUGGACCGAAGAUGCUGCCGGGACCAUCUUCCGGGAGGUGCGUGGUGUUUUCAAGCCAGGAGAACGACUGCUUCUUGUGGGUUUUACCAUCUCCGAGCCGUUGAAUGCUUUGGCAAGCGCUGGAGAAUGGGAUCAUGCUGGCAACAUUCGAAAGGUUCUUGCAGAGGCGGUUCACCAGGCUAUUCCUGAUCUGAGGAAGGCUGCCUUCGCUCUUGCAACAGGCCGUCUGAUCAAGUCGCCGUUCAGCGAAAAGCUGAUCCAUGAUGUGAGGGCUCGAGUGGCUGCGACUUUACCUGAUCCUGAGCAGGCAUUGUGCAAACCUGAUGGGCAGCCCUUCAUGCUGCAUAUGCUUUCGCAGUCACUCAAGAUCUUGGGUGACCCGGACUACGAGAUACUUGAUCAGGGCAACGAGAGCUUCGCUGAAGGGGUACCCCUGGGUUGGGACAAGCCGAUUGCACGGACGCCACAGGUCUUUCCAAAGCGCACUCAUUUCAGGAAGCUCGACGAGAGCGACUUUGACCCUUCAAUGGUCAACUAUCGCUCAGCGGAGUUGAAUGCCGCACAGCUUGAAGAAAAGUUCAGGCAAGAUGAGCAGGCCGGAAUGAUGUUGUGUACUACUGAACCGGAGGCUCGGCGGAAGUACGGCUCCGAGGCUGUGCUCAUCGCUGCGAUGGGUGCGGUGACUAAGGCAAACGGUGAUGUCAGACCAUUGCAUGACGGAACACACGGCAUCAACUUAAACAACAGUAUUGUCAUCUUGGACAAACUACAGGUCCCGAGACCGGAGGACUUGCAGGAGGUGGCUUCGAGGGUGAAAGAGAGCAAAGAAGCACCUUUCUCUCUAUGCGCAGACAUCAGCCACGCGCAUCGCAAUGUGAAGGUGCGAGAAUGCGACUGGCCACGUUUGGCAUGCAAGUCGUCCAGUGCAUCACGCGUCUUAUGGCUCAACAAGGUUGGGACUUUUGGCGUGAGUUCCGCCGCCUACUACUGGACGCGCUUGUUUGGCACAGUAGGGCGGUGGGCCUUUCGCGUUUUGCACUCGGACAAGUUUUACAUGCUAGUGUACGUUGACGAUCUACAUGUUGUGGUGUACGGCAGUGACAAAUUUGAAACCCUUUGGAUUCUUUUCCUUGCACUGGAAGUUAUGGGCACACCUUUUUCUUUCCAUAAGUUUAAAGGGGGUGUGAAUGUCGAUUACAUCGGGUAUCAUCUUUGCUACUACACUUGGUCUGCGGGCAUUUCAGAGAAGCGAGCAACUUGGAUCAUUGAAUGGAUCAACCAGGCUGAGCAAGCACAGUGGAUGGUGACAGGGCGUCAGCUCACCGAAUUCAUCGGGCGCUUGAAUUUCGUGACCCGUCUACUUGCGUGGUUGAAACCUUUCUUGGCACCGCUCUUUGCUUGGAGUGCCGCGCUCAACCGUAGCACAGCUGCUACUGCACCAGAGAUGGUAAUCCACGUGUUGCGGUUUUAUCAUUGGCAGUUCUUGAAUGGCGCCCGCCUGGACACGGUGCACAUGAGCUGGCCUUCUUGUGACCGACAGGCUUUCAGGACAGACGCCAAGUGCGAGACCGGCCGGAUCGUGCUGGGUGGAUGGUCGCUGGAAAAUGGGCUAAACACUCAGCAAGCUUCGUGGUUCGCGCUAGAGAUUUCACCAACUGAGCUGCCGGCCCUGUUUAAAGAAGGGCACUCUUCCGAAUGGGCUUCAACUACUGCUGAGCUUCUUGCGUCUUACGCGGGCCUCGUGGCGUUCGGACACCUUGUGCCAGCAGGGGGAAGGGACUCACUUCGCUUUCAGGUUCACGCCGGGACAGACAACUCGGCCACUCCUGCGGUUCUGUCAAAGGGGAUCAGCAACAAGUGGCCGGUGCAAGGGUUGCAUAUGCAGAUGGCGGUCUCACUAAGGAAGGCCAACAAGGUGUGCCGGCUGACCUGGCGACCGCGCGAAGAAAAUCAGGACGCAGAUGAUCUUACGAACCUUCGUUUUGGAAAUUUUGAUCAUAGCCUUAGGGUUCCCCUUAAGUUGGCCGACAUACCACUUGAGUUGUUUCAUAUGCUGCAUCAGUCACAUGCCGAUUUCAUUGCAGAGAAGGAUCGCUUCCUCAGCUUGAAGCGGGUUGAGCCGAAAACCUCAAAGAGGCAGAAGCUUUUGGACAAGACGAGCUGGUGA
Molecule: messenger RNA, 4103 nt
Organism: Symbiodinium necroappetens
Lineage: Eukaryota; Dinophyceae; Suessiales; Symbiodiniaceae
Source: the annotation of a GenBank genome assembly